Messenger RNA from Tetrahymena thermophila SB210, 888 nucleotides. RefSeq lists its product as hypothetical. The transcript has a single exon. The record is from RefSeq and is a predicted model, not a curated record. NCBI's taxonomy places the organism in Eukaryota, Ciliophora, Oligohymenophorea, Hymenostomatida, Tetrahymenidae.
AUGAAACAGAUUGUGCAAUCUUUUUCUACAGGUUGCUCAAUUUCUUUAUAACAUUAAAUUGUUAAUUUAUUCAGAUUAUCUUAUCUUACAGGAGGUCUUUGUGAUACUUCAGACCAUAUAUCUGAGCAAUAAGUAUAAAUAGCAAUAAAAGGCCAGAAAAGGCAUAGUAAAAGAGGAAUAGAUAAAUAAAUAUAACCAAAUAUUAAGUAAACCACUGUUAAAUAGUAAUAUAUUUCAUCUCUAUCGGGGCUGCAAAUUGCAUCAGCACAAAAAAUUACAUUGCCAUAAAUAAAUAAAAUCAUGUAAAAGAGCCUACAAAAUUCUCCGUAUCUAAGGUUAUUUAUAAAUUUCUUUUCAGCAUUUUCCUAUAAUUUUAACCCAUUUAUUGGUCUGCAGGACAGAAGGAACUGCUAAAAUAUAAAUGACUGUAAAUUUGUAUCAGAAAUCUCUUCUUAAUCAGGAUCUCCAUAGAGUAAAUCUUCUUCUGAGCAGCGUGCGACAGCAAUAGUAGCACCUACCAAAUGGAGUAAAUAAGUUAUGUCAUAAAUUAGCAUUAGAUAAACCCAAAGCAAAAGUGGUGAGAAUGAAGUAUCAUUUGUUUAAAAGCAAAUAGUAGUAGCAGUAAUCUUAGAUAUACAAAUAAAACCUAAAAUCAAAUUAAUUAUAUAAGCUUCUUUCUUUGCCUUUUAAAUCAUGAGAUCCAAUCUAGUGUACGCACUCUGUUGGAUAGCAACUUCGCCUAAUUCAUUUAACUGCAAAUCACCACUUUAUUAGUUUUAAAUUAGAGAUCUGUUAUCUAUCAUCAGAUAUAAGUAAUUUGAAUAAAUUUAUAUCUUCAACAAAUUAAUAAAUAAAUGCCUAGCUUAGCUUGUUAGAACUAAAUAUUGA